Drosophila erecta is the source of this 2067-nucleotide messenger RNA. It is a transcript of the gene Atg18a, whose product is annotated as WD repeat domain phosphoinositide-interacting protein 2. Bases 304 to 1626 code for a protein of 440 amino acids. The transcript has 6 exons. Gene Ontology annotation, cellular component: phagophore assembly site membrane; extrinsic component of membrane; cytosol. Gene Ontology annotation, biological process: protein localization to phagophore assembly site; autophagy of mitochondrion; nucleophagy. Gene Ontology annotation, molecular function: protein binding; phosphatidylinositol-3,5-bisphosphate binding; phosphatidylinositol-3-phosphate binding. Lineage: Eukaryota; Metazoa; Arthropoda; Insecta; Diptera; Drosophilidae. The record is from RefSeq and is a predicted model, not a curated record.
GCAGCCCUUUCCAGCACUGGCGAAUGCAACUCUACCUUCGACUCGCACUCCCUGGCUCGCUCUGCUCUGUUGCUGUCCAACUUGUCUUUGUGUGGGAGCUGGUGUGUGUACGUGUGUGUGCAAAACAGAGCAAAAACAAUUGCGCGACAAGAAAUCCAAAUAUCAUUAAACAUUACGUGGAUUCAGUUAAAUAUACACCUUGAAACCAACCACAAGUCAACAACGGUGUCCUGCGAAUAUUGAUAGGCCGAGGCAGAGGUGUAACCGUUAAAAAAGGACCCCAGCCCCUCCCACACAGAAACCAUGAUGAGCCUGCUCGGGCGCACCGAUGUGGAUGCGGGCGAAGUUUUCGUCAACUUCAACCAGAAUAUAACUUCCCUGGCCGUGGCCACCAGUGGAGGCUACAGUCUGUACAGCCUGGGCUCCGUGGACUCCACGAUGGACAAGAUCUACCACACGAAGAGCGACGAGCUGUUCCUCAUUGAGCGCCUGUUCGAGAGUUCCCUAGUGGCUAUAGUUUCGCAACGGGCUCCUCGCAAGCUCAAGGUGUGCCACUUUAAGAAGCAGAGCGAGAUCUGCAACUACUCGUAUGCAAACACAAUACUGGCGGUGAAGCUCAAUCGCGAGCGAUUGAUUGUAUGCCUGGAAGAGUCAUUGUAUAUCCACAACAUCCAGGACAUGAAGGUGGUGCACACCAUACGCGAUACACCUUGUAAUCCGCAGGGUCUUUGUGCCCUCUCCUCGUCCUCGGAGAACUGCUAUCUGGCCUAUCCGGGUAGCGUUACUGCUGGCGAGGUACAAAUCUUUGAUGCCAUCAACUUGCACGCCAAGACCAUGAUACCCGCACACGACACACCUCUGGCGGCUUUGGCCUUUAGUCCCUCGGGCACGGAGAUAGCCACCGCCAGUGAGCGCGGCACGGUGAUCCGAGUCUUCAGCUCCCAGGAUGGCAGUCGCCUCUUUGAACUGCGACGGGGAUUAAAGCGCUGUGUGUCCAUCGUUUCGCUCUCGUUUAGCACGUGCGCCGAGUAUCUGGUGUCCAGCUCCAACACUGAGACGGUUCACAUCUUCCGGCUCGAUCGCAGUGCCACGGAAACGGCCGAAGGACAUGGCGGAAAGCAGUCGAGUGACGACUGGAUGGGUUACUCGUUUUUUAGAUUCUUGAGCAAAACGGUCACCAGCUACCUGCCCACGCAGGUGACCGACGUGUUUAGCCAAGGCCGUGCCUUCGCUUCGGUCACUUUGCCGGAGGCGGGAGUGCGCAGGAUGUGCGCCAUUACUACGAUACAAAAGCAGCUGAGACUGCUGAUUGCCUCGCAGGAUGGGUACUUGUACGUGUACUCCAUUCCCACCGUCGAGGGCGCAGAGUGUCAGCUAAUAAAGAGGCACGACCUGCGGCUGGAGGAUCACUAUGCCAUGGAUAUCAAAGGCCUGAACAGUGGUGUGAGCAUUGGCGGAGCAGCUGGAGUUCCGCCGAGCAGUGCUGGUGCAGUCGGAGCAGGCACUGGUGGAAGUGGCAGUGAUGGCAAAUCGUCUGUUUCUGUUUCCGGUGGUGGUGACAAACCAAGUGGCUCCUAUGCGUCGGCCGUGAAGGGUGACGAUCCUGUGGGACCUUCCUCAGCUUAGACAAGGACAAUGAUCAAAUACGAGAGAUGCAGAGAUGGUAAACGAAACUCACUCCUCAAAGUAAUAAGGACGAUGAUGCUAAAGUGAUUGCAAUGAUGCUUGACGGCGGCGGUGAUGAUUUAACGACGGUGGCUCUGUGGCGUCAAGCGUAUUUAAGUAAAUAAAUAGGUCAUAGACUUAAUUUAGCUCUUAAUAUUGUCAGCGAUGAUUCUUCCUCGUUUUGUACCAGCCAAUAUUCCUUUGUACCGCCUCUCCCUACCCAAAACAUUUUUUUAGUUUUAAGUCCCCGUUCCUGGCGCUGCCAUUGGAAUGCAAAAUGCUUUUGUCAUACACUCCUAAGUUAGUUGUUAAUUAAUCAUUUAAACGGAUUUACAGAUUCGCUUUGAUAUUUGAGUUGCCAGCUUUUUAUAUAUAAUAAACGGCCUUUGCAAAUUAGUUUUA